GUAAGCCCACAGCAACCAUACAUAAAACCAGCCCACGCCCAUGUUUCAGGCUCUCAUGACUUCACAUUCUCGAUUCUUGUAAACGCUGGGCGCUUAAAAAUGAGGUUCACAUUGCUAUCAACAGUUCUGACCUUUAUUGCGGUUGUACGCGCGUCGAGGUAUGAAUGUGAGGAUAUCUCGAAGUAUUCCACUGAGGUAUGGUAUCUUUUUUGGGGGAACUGAUGAGCGUGGAUGUUCAUUGAUCGAUGGUAGUGGUUCCUUUCCAAUACUAAGCCGGAAUGGAAGGCAAUGUCGAUAACCAAUGCAUUGUUCUAUACACAAGGACUUUCCGCACGAGCACGAUCGUUUGCGAAACAGGAGGCGAAUAAAGUUACGAUCUGGGUAUGUCCUUCCAUUCCGAUUUGGCAGAAAAUUCUGAUGUUUUCACAAUAGGAAGUCUGGCCCUGCGAAAAUUACCAAAUUAUUGGGACGAGAAGUAACCCACUGAAAUGCAUCAUGUCGAACCCAGAUACCCAAUUGAUAUACUUCGAAAACAUGUCGAGGGCAUUUGCGAUGAUGUCGACGGAUCUGGCAGCUGUUAUGCACAGGAAUAUUAAUGAUCCUCCGAUGUGGUCGAUUUGGGGACGGAUUGAGCUGCCUGUACUGAAGGCAGCGACUAAUGCAGGAGGAGUAGUGAACUGGGUAAGAAGAUGAUUCCAGCUAUGCUCUGGGAAUUAUGGAGCAAGUACUGAUAUUGAAAUAGGUUACUGCUAUCGAUGCUGAGGAUGCGAAUCUUCAUAAACUUGAGUGGACGAGAAUGUAUGGAAAGGUCCGGGAAAAAGUUGAGUCGGCGUAUCAGCAAAUAAUACGAACAAAUUCGUGGAAGAAUGCUAAGAGGGAUACAGAGGUCUUUGAGAGAGACGAGUCGCAAUCUUGUGGGUUUGUUGGUCCUCAGCAUCCGCUGUACUAGCUGUAGAAUUGCGUCUUGAAGCCCGUAUGCUUGCAUGAUCUCGAAGCCCACAAAGAAAUGAGUGAGCCAAGUAAUUGUGAAAAACAGUCCAAGUGAGUGUAGUAUUCAGUUACUCAGGUUCUAGUUUGAUUCAUCAUUUUCUUCCAAUGCAUUCCCACCAACCCAAGCCAAUAACCUACCUCAAGUAAAAAGGAAUGUAUAUUCUAAAUUCGCGC
Hymenoscyphus albidus is the source of this 1164-nucleotide messenger RNA. The record is from the annotation of a GenBank genome assembly. Lineage: Eukaryota; Fungi; Ascomycota; Leotiomycetes; Helotiales; Helotiaceae.